CGUCCUACAGAGAAUAAUAACGUUUCCAAAUCAGAAUGCAACUCGAACUUAAGAUGCAAUCUAUACUUAUUACUUACCUGUCAAAUAGAGGUACGAGGGGUCGAAAUACUCGGAAACUUAAUUGCACUGACGUUUCUGUGGAUUCGAUAAAAAUAUUGAGAGAUCCUAAAAGUCGAAUAGAUACAAAAUAGAAGGAGCAACGAGCAUUUUAAAUUUGCAUCAGCCAGAAUGAUCCGCAUUUUGCCCCGGCUUCACUUCAACCACUUUGUUCUCUUCUUAUCCAAUGGACAUGUCCUUCGUUUCAUAUGAAAAUACUUGAACUCGCUCCCGUUUCGAUAAUUCAUAGCAUAUUAUGACCGAUCCAGCAGAAGAGCACAGCAUGGACAUGGUCCUCAUUGAGGGUCAGAAUCUGCCUCUCAGCCGAUCAAUUGAAGGCUCUAAUAGUUCUGAUGAAGUUCCCGUCAAUCGAUAUCAGCAAGACGAGAACGAAAAUGAACACGAUAAUAACAGCGUGAUCAAUGACAAUUGUCCCCCAGGAGGAGAAGGAUCAGAGGUUGACCACCUAAAGGAGGAACUCGUCUUGUCCCCAUACUACCAUGUUCUUCGGUACACUCGUUCGAUUCGGAGAUCGGAGGUGCUAGGGUUUGGAUUCAUCAGCCUAAUCAUUAUGAGCAUUGCUUUACACGCUCAAAUAGGCUUGGAAGCUGUGGGGUUCUUCGUCCCAACGAUCGGUCAACUACAACAAAAUCCUAGCAUUCAUCCAGCCCAUUCCUUUAGUUGGAGGAUCCUCUCUGAGUUCUUCAUUCCAGACUCGGUUUCCAACGCGGACAGGGAAUGUCUUUACCUCAACAACAAAAAUCAUGUAGUUUUUCAAGGAAGAAUUAUCAAUGGAGAAAAGGGGCCAGCUUAUCGUGCUGAGCAGUUCCCUGGUGGUUUAGAGAAAGAGAACCUGCUAACAAAACUCAUGAUGGAAACGGCAAGGGCGAAAAUGUCCAACGAUGAGAAUGACGACGUUGAAGACACGUCGCCAUUACCAAAUCGAACCCAUCAUUUGGGGUGUGGAAGAGCUCGUAUUUCGGAUGGAUGGACGUGGCUCUGCAAAUAUUUAGUCAACGAAUUCAUGCCAAUUUUGAAUUUAUGCUGCUCUACUUUUCUUUUAUCUUGUAUCCGCUGUCGGAGGAAGAAAGGGUUUCAAUUCACGCUCAUGAUGCCGGCAUUUCUCGCUGUUUUCCUCGACAUUUUUCAACAAGUUCCGACGAUUUUUACGUACAGCUAUGCAGGAAUUAGUUUGGUUGAGGAAAUGACAGAAUCUUCUGUGAGAGGAGUACCUCCUCUUUACUUGGCUCCUGUUUGGGAUGAAACCCAAUUUCAUGGUCAAUGUUGCGGAGUUCAGUCUGCUGAUACUUGGAUGAUACGAAGACGAGGUGGAGAUUUUGACAUGUAUCCACCAUCCUGUUGCAAUACGGAUACGUACGAAUGUAAUAAUAAGUAUGUGAGGCGUCAUGAAGUAUGGACCAAAGGAUGCUUCAAGGAUGAAUAUGACAGAGUUCGAUUCUACCAGUUUUGUUCCAUGGUUGUUCUGCUGGUCAAACUUUUUGCCGAGAUGGGAAUCUUAUGGUGUCUCUCCGAUUUAACAAGAUAUGAUUAUCCGCUGCCAGAAAACCAACAUAAUGCUACUUGCGAUGUACGAGAUUUUGAGGUGCGCACGAAAGGGUGUGCAACCAUCAUGGGAGUGACGGAGCGACAAAAUAUGGUCAUCAAGAUCAACAAGUUUCUUCCAAGAAAGUACGAAUUUAGAACCCAGCAGUCCGGAGCUUGCACAAUCAUCAGCGUUCGAAACGUGGAUGGUCACGCAGGAUCCGUGGAGAUUCGUCGUCCUCGGAGGAACAGAAACACGGAAAAUGCAUCUGUGGAAAUGGAUCGAGUUCAACAACGGGGAUUGAUAUUCAUAUCUUUUUAAGGACGACAGGAUGAGACGGUGACUGUGUCGAGACAAUACAAAUACGUGUACAUAUAUAUUUACAUAUCGGUAGAUUCAUUAUGCUCUCGUGGUUUCGUCAAGAUGCUCAACAAAAUUUACUGCAAACUGCAAUGGUACAAAGCAUAAUGGGAUGGAGGUAAAUUGUGACUGACCAAAACUAAAUUAAAUACGAUCCAUAACUGAUCUAAAAUGUAAUAAACUAUUCGGCAAUUAUUAAAAUUUUCAUAUUCUUAA
Messenger RNA from Folsomia candida, 2215 nucleotides. RefSeq lists its product as uncharacterized. The record is from RefSeq and is a predicted model, not a curated record. Gene Ontology annotation, cellular component: membrane. Lineage: Eukaryota; Metazoa; Arthropoda; Collembola; Entomobryomorpha; Isotomidae. Bases 353 to 1960 code for a protein of 535 amino acids. The transcript is spliced from 8 exons.